AUGAAGUAUCUACUUCAGGCGAUCGAAGCACAUCGCGGCGAUGUGCCACUGAACGAUCCUGACUUGCUCAAGUUGCUCUCAGAGGCACGAAAAGGCCGUGAUGAGCGUGAAGAGUACCAGGAAGCGAUGGAGCGCAUCCUCACAGAACUCCGAAACUAUACGGAACAUUCACAGGCUUUCCUCACGCGCGUCAGCAAACGCGAUGCCCCCGACUAUUACGACGUCAUCCAAAACCCUAUGGAUCUAGGGACCAUGCAGAAGAAGCUCCGGAGUGGACAGUAUAAGACCAAGGCGCAAUUCGCACACGAUCUCAAUUUGAUUUGGGAUAACUGUUUCUUGUACAAUGCCUCACCACAGCAUCCUUUGCGUCGCAAUGCAACAUUUAUGCGCAAAAAAGCAGAUCACCUACUUGAAUUCCUAAGCGACAAGAAUGAUACCAAAGAUCUGAUAAGCCACUGGCACCCUUCUACUACAUCCACACCUCAGCCUGAGUCUGAGAUGUCGGCACCGGAUACCAAACCUAUCGCUGCGGCUGCCCCCACAGCAGCCACCACCACCACAGCCCCACCGUCUACGUCGUCUGCAGCGACAGCGGUGGCAGCGCAAACCAAGGCGCCAGAGACGGAGAUAGUGCGCGACGAUACACCCCUGCCGCAGCGUGCUGCGCUACGUCGCACUGCCGAUUCUUCCCUGGUGUUUUCCGACCUAGACACCAAGCUCACAGAUAUGGAGCAGACGGCAUCCAGCGAUGUUGCCUCCGCCUUGCACAAGCUAGAUCGUGUGUCCAUCUCGCACAAUGACCCACUAAGCACCGCGUUGCAGCAUGCGCCACGCAGUAUGCAGCAGAAAUGGUGGGCUGCAUGCACGACCGACACUAUGUUGUGUGCUGGUAUACCGUCGAUUGGGUAUGCAGGCGCUGUGCCUUCUGACCCUGGGCCCUCGUCGAACGCCGCCUACACAUCGCGCCUGCCUAUGCACCGGCCUGGUAUCCCGCGGCUGAUGGCGCGCAAUAUACGUACGCUGCAGCGCUUGCAGCGGACCCACCAAAAGUUUUUCCAACUUGCCGAAGCCGUGGAGCUGGAUUUGCCUGUGCCGGCCUCGCUAGGCGAUGUCUCGUCGGACGACGAAGAGGACGAGGACCUGAUUGUGGGGCCCAGUACGUGGACACCUCCAUCGCCUCAUCCACGCCUGACUGCAUCGUAUGCGCGAUCGCAAGCGAGUUGGCAGGUCCAAACGCUCUUGGCGCAUGCUGGGUUUGAAGGCGCGCAUGCAGCGGCAGCGCAGGUACUUACAGAUGUCGCUACGGAAUACAUGAUGGGCCUUGCACGCACCUUACGUCUUUAUACAGACCGCUUUGCUCACGAGUUUUCCGCCGAAGAUAUCGUGGAGCAUGUUCUCGCCGGACGAGGCUCGGGGCUGGAAGCCCUGGAGACGUAUGUGACCCACGACAUUGGACGGUACGGUCAGCGCCUCAAAGAGUGGCUGAGCAAGCUACAAAAUACCAUGCGUGAGCAGCUGCAGUACCUGGGUGGCACGGUAGAAGACACGGAUUUGUUGGCGCGCGAUGGCGAGGCGCUCAUGCUCGGUCACUUCGCGGCAGGGCUGGGCGACGACUUUUUCGGGUUCAAAGAGCUGGGCCUCGAGGCAGAGCUGGGCAUGCAACAUCUCUCUGUCCCAAGCCGCCUGUUCUUUGGUGGCCAAACCACGCUCAAAGCAACCACAGGGCACGACAAAGUGGCCAAGCCUUCCUACACACCUCCGCCGCCUCCGAUUGUGCUCUCACGUGCCGCUGUCCCCGCGCAGAUUGGGCUGCUUCAGACAUGGUAUCUGGAGCAGCUCGGUACCAAGGAUGUGCUAGAGGACGAAGUGCCCGAACGUGUACGCUACAAAGUGCCAACCAACGGCAAGCUGCCUGCCCACGCCAUGGUUGGCGACGACGCGCGACGCGCUCUCAAGACGCCUGGGGCCAAAAGGAAGCGCGCUCCAUAG
This is a messenger RNA of Malassezia pachydermatis, 1989 nucleotides long. Its product is annotated as transcription regulator spt7. Lineage: Eukaryota; Fungi; Basidiomycota; Malasseziomycetes; Malasseziales; Malasseziaceae. Gene Ontology annotation, biological process: regulation of transcription by RNA polymerase II. Gene Ontology annotation, cellular component: SAGA complex; SLIK (SAGA-like) complex. The transcript is spliced from 4 exons. Gene Ontology annotation, molecular function: protein heterodimerization activity; structural molecule activity. The record is from RefSeq and is a predicted model, not a curated record. The coding region runs from base 1 to 1989 and encodes 662 amino acids.